UGGGCGGUUCAUGAAUGGGUUUCUGAAGUGGGAGGGCCCGUCAUCUGACUUCACCAGGCAGGAAAAAAGUGGGUGUUGCUGCGCUGUAGUGUUUGGUUUUGCUGCGAUGCAUCUUCUUCAUGCCUGUUUUUAACACAGAAGCAGCGGUUUACUGUGCGCACGGACUGCGGUGGACUUUUCAACCGCUUACGGAGCAAACAUCCGUCCGCUGUGAGACGACGCGCAGGCCGAGCACUGCUGUGCUCCAGCCCCGUUAGACUGGAGAGGGGAGAGCGGGGUGUCGGUGAGCCAUGGGUUUCCGCAAGAAGAACAAGAGCCCCCCGGUGCUGAGCCACGAGUUUGUGAUCCAGAAUCACGCCGACAUGGUUUCGUGUUUAGCCAUGAUUAUCCUCCUCGGCCUGAUGUUUGAGGUACAGUGUGAGUGGAGCUGUUGUUAGCCGAGUGAUGCUAGCUGCUGCUAACUAAGUAACGUUAGCUGACAGACAGCAGCAGCUCUCCAGGGGCAGGGCGCUAGCGUGUCUUUCCCCUUUCCUUCUCAUGUGUCUCAGUGCUUGCCAAAGAAGAUGGCGAGGAGGCCCACAGAGCUUACAGGUCUUUCUUUUUAACCACUGGUCAUAUCGGCUGCCCCUAUACUAGCAAAUAAAUAUCAUAACGCGUACCUUUACUCGGUAGUCAUGGUGAAAGUGUGGGUUCAUGCUGCACAUUUUAUGACUCGUAUCGUGACCCUUUUGGAUGUAACAGGAUAUCUUUCCUCAAAGUAACAUGUCCUUAUCUCAACUAAGCUGGUGUAAAUGAUAAGAAAAUUGGUCCGAGUUUGUCCUCAUUGACAUUCAUGUAUAAAGAUGCUGCAUGAGGGUGAACACUAUCAAAGUCAUGACACAAAAAUAUGAUGAACUUUUAACCCUCCUCCUGUCUUAGGGUCUGUACCGACCCCUUUUUUUGUUUUUAAAUGCCUAAAAGAAACACUUAAAUGAGCUUUUUUGCAUUAAGACUGUAUGACUUUGUCAGGAACCUCUAUUUCAACAAAAUAGAAAAUAAAGAAAUUAAUUUACUAAAUCCAGUUAAACCUGUCCCCCUCAACCAACAUAUAUACUGAUCAUAUUGAUCACAGUGCAAUAAAUUAAUCUUAUUAUUUAUACCGUAUUGUUAUCUCUAUUAUUAUAUCAUAUUGAUCACAGUGCAAUAAAACUGGGCUUCACUGUGCAACAAUCAGGUUGUCAGAUCAUUCCUGUUUUGUAUCUGUUUAUAUUACUGCCUUUUACUUUUCUUAUCUUUGUGCUUUUAGUAGCUUUUAUUUUGUUUUUGUUUUUUAAUUUAAAUCGGAUUAUUUUUGCACCAAAGAGAGCUGCGCUCAAAUUUCAUUGUAUUGUGUUUAUAAAAUGCUCUUAUUAAAAUUAUGGCACUUGUCGUGUCAGGGUCGCUGUUGACUGGGUUAGAUUGAUAUCUAAUAAUUAGAGCAAAAACUACAAUCAUAAGUGCUCUGUCAGGCACCACACUGACAGUCAGAUCCUCUUCCAAUCAUGUGAGAUUUAGGAAAUUCUCAUUUUGCCAUGUUUUUCCCUGCACGAAAAAUAACGUUGAGUUCAGACAUGUAAGAUCAAUUCAGUAUAGAUGAUUGUAUGAGGGGUGUACUGACAAAGAAAGGCCCAGAGGACCGCAACAAAAAAUAUUUUAAGCAAUAUUUUCAUGGAUAAUGACACCUAUCAAGGUAACCUAUGGAUUAGAACCAAACUGGAAGAUAGAGAAUUGUUUUUAACAUAAUUUGCAGCUGAUUUAAAACACAGGUCGAAACCGACCCUUAACAUAGUGAGUGCAUAGUAAAAGCUAACACAGGAAGGUUAAUAGACGGUGUUCGAAGGAGUAGUGCCUAUUCAUAUGCAAGUAUGUUAAAGUGUGCUCCAACAAACCCCCUUGUCACUAGACUCCAGUUAAUAGUUAAAAAUAUGGGGUCUAACAAUGACAAGACAGGCUCUGCUCAAUGCAUAUAUGCAGUAAAUAUUAAAAGAUAAAGAUAACUAAGAGUAUCUAACUGGCACAGGGGCAUUUAAGCAGCUCAUGCACACAUCCGUUUCACAAUCUCCUUCUUCCUCUGUGUUUUAGGUCACAGCAAAGUUCGCCAUCAUGUUCAUCACAGUGCAGUACAACGUCACACAGGUCCUUGGUGAGCCUUUCUUUUUGCCUCUUCUAAGUUAAAUAAACUUCUAUUCAUGUUAAUUUUGUCUUUUAGUUAUAAGUUAUGUGUGAAGGUUUUAACUUCGUUUUUUUUUCUGCAGAUGAGAAGAUUGAGCCAGUGAACCUCUAUCAGUAUGGCCCCAAAGAUGUGGCGACAGUAUUUUUCUACCUGCUCAUCGCGGUCAUCCUUCAUGCAUUGAUACAGGAAUACAUUCUUGAUGUAAGUACAUUGACCAUCACAAGGACACCCAUGUUCGUUAUUCCUCUUACGUCCUUUGGUGGAGUAAAGCCAAGCCAAGGCUGUGGUCAGAUUCAGUUUAUUGUAUUCAGUUUUAAAGCCAUACAACAUUCCAAUCAUACCUCACCCUGACCGGUUUGGUUUCAAAAAUGAUAUCAGAUAUCAGUGGUAAUAAAUACUUGAAGAUGUUUUCAGUCCAAAAAUUAAAAAAAAAAGUCAUUUUAAGGACCACAUUCAACAGAGGAGAAAUUUUUAAUAUCUGUUUCUGUUUAAAGUUUUCACAUCAUGAAAGAAAAAUACAGAACUAGAGGUCCUCAUUAAUCCACAUUUGAUGUGUAAUUUGUGUUUGAUUUCAGAAAAUGAACAGGAGGUUGCACCUGUCAAAAACCAAACACAGCAAGUUCAACGAGUCUGGACAGCUUGCAGCGUUCUACCUGUUCUCCUUCAUCUGGGGCUGCAGCAUCCUCACAGCGGUACGAGGGUCAAGACCCACUGAAACACACUGUCCCAGCAUGCAUUAGCCAUCAUCUAAUUCAGUGUCGUCUUUUUUUUUUGACAGGAAGACUUUGCUACAAAUCCUACUUUCCUGUGGGAGGGUUACCCACACACUCACAUGGUGUAAGAACAAAUGAUAUCUUCUCAUAAUUGGUUCAUAUUUGAAAUGAAGUUUCUAACAUGAUUGUAAUUGUUGGGACGAAAGUGAUAUUUUGGAUAUUAGCUCAGGCAUUGUUAGAAUUUAGAUUUACAUUAAUAUAUUUGAGAUCUGUCCAUGCUGAAAUAACAUCUAGGCUCUAACCUUAACACAACCUUUCCUCUCUCCAGUUUUCAGGUCAAAUUCUUCUACAUUUGCCAAAUCGCCUAUUGGCUGCAUGCACUCCCCGAGCUGUACUUUCAAAAAGUACGAAAGGUGAGUGUCAUCCUAGGAAGAAAACACAGACUUUGUGGUGAGAACAGCAACAUUUUAGGGGCGUGAAUCUGCCAUUUUUCCAUUGUAGAUAUGAGGCGAGAGGGAUUUUUAAUUGAAUUUGGGUUAUAAAGCCGUUAAAGAGUCUCAAAUCUGCGGUGAUGAUUGUACAUUAGCAGUGUGAGAUGUUUUAUUCGGGGGUAAUCGGCAUGAAGAAGCUUUGACUUACUACUGAAUGCUGCCUAUGUGUGUAGAUAUCCUAUUAUUUCAAAGGUAACUGGAGCCAUGCAGAUGUAGAGGCCUAUGCAUCUCAGUGUCAAAGCUAAAAGGUGGUUAAUGAGCCCUGGUCGGGUUUGAAUGCAUACUGAGGAACUUUAUUUCUUCAGUUAAAGCUUUCCGAGUAAUGCGUCUUCAUGUAGCUUCCUCUUCAGCAGACUUCUGUGCAGUGACUAAUGAUUCUUUCCACCUUAUUUUGUUCUGUUUCCACAGGAGGACAUCCCCCGCCAGCUCUACUACAUUUGCCUUUAUGUUGUCCACAUCACCGGUGCCUAUGUGUUGAAGUGAGUGAAGGAUUCCUCUGAUUUUUAGUCUAUAGUUUUCAAUGUAAAGGACAUUGUUAGUUACCUUGAAAGUGCUUGAAAAGUUCAGGAAAUCAGAAACUUUCCCCAUCUCAUCCUGUUUAGCCUCCACCGACUGGGCCUGGUGCUGCUCGUCCCUCACUAUCUAGUCGAGCUCCUGUUCCACGCUUCACGCCUCUUCUACUUCAGUGAUGAGAACAAGCAGAAGGGGUAAUUCCUUCAUUCAGCCGACAGAGAGGUUUUUCUUACCCGAUCUCAACAUCCUGACGUGAUAUGUCUUGUUUUCUCUGCAGUUUCACUCUGUGGGCGCUUCUUUUUGUCAUUGCCCGCCUUCUCACCCUCACGCUCUCAUUUCUGACGUUCGGCUUCGGACUGCCCCGUACAGAAAACCAAGGCUUCUCUCUAGCAGAUGGAAACUUCAAUGUACUCACCAUAAGGCAAGAAGCUAGAAGAGCCUUGAUAUCAUUGGCGUUUAUCCGUUUUAGUUUUUGUUUGUUCAUGAAUUGUUUCUUUCCCAACCCUCAGGAUGACUUGUCUGGCAGCGAUCUGCCUGACACAAGCUUGGAUGAUGUGGAAAUUCAUUAACUUCCAAUUGAAAAAGUGGAGGGAGCACAGCCAGAACCAAGCAUCAAAGAAAAAGGUUGUCAGCCCGAAAAGCAAACCUCCCAAAAAGGAGCCUUCAAGAGGUAACAGUGUCUCUAACCCCAUAUCUCCUCAAACAGAUAAAGCAUAACUGAUUAUUUUUCAGUAAUUCUCAUUCUUGAAACUUUUCCACUCACCUUUUUUCUAUCAGGAGGUGCUGCCAAUGGGGUUGUGAAGUCAGAGGAUAAAACGUCACCGCGGGCAAGAAAAGCCAAAGCUUCGUAGAGACGGAGAAAUUUGGAGGGAAAAAAAAAAACACUGAUCGAGGGAAAUCUGACAAUGUGACUUUCUGUCUUUACACAACUUCAGAUUUUGUCAUCUGCUCUCCAAAACAAAUGCGCACUAAGAAACCUUACAUAACUGUCCCUUUGCAGUUGAAACUCUGCUCUUGAGAAAAGUUCACCGUCAUUGUCGGCUAGAAAUGUUUUAUCAUCGGUCUGGGUUGUCUGCAGAUGGGAUGUUGGCAGGACAGCGGUGGUUCUGAUGCUUUAACAGGAUAGAUUUAGCUCUUCAAAGUGUCCUUUUGUGUUAAACUGGCUGGGUACUUUCAACUGAGUUGGUUAUUUGACAUGGAUCAGAUCACCUCACAGUAACCCAAAAAGCGGAUUUUGACUUCAGGCUAAUCUAACUCGAAGUCUUGAAAUACAGAUUGACUGUGAGGUGUGUUUUUUUUUGGAAGUUUGGGCCUUAUUCAGUUCAACUCACAAGCCUUUCUUUCUCUGCAAGUCAACUCUAUGUUAUUCUGCUGUUGUAAGGAAAAGCUCCUAAAUUAACCGCUCCAGAGGAACAUUUGUGCUAUUAGAUAUUUAGCAUAGCUGCAGCCAGAAAACUGAAGCUUGUACUUAACUCCUUAAUCAUUAACUGCCAUUAUCUGACAGCCUCUGCCUUUGAAGUCCAUCAGGAUGGAGGCACUUUUGUGGUUUUGUCGGCUGUUAUCUCAAGGCUGGUUUAUCAGCUUCGCCCUGGUACAGGGUUUCAUCCAGGUUUGGUGACUCACCAAGAGGAAGCUGCACUGUAACCUGUGAUGCUGUACUGUAUGCACACAGUUUUAAAUCCUCAUAGUGGCAUGAUCGGAAAGCACGAAACUCUGUUCGAGGCCGCCAUAAAGUCUCAUAUAUGGUGAUGUUAAUGCAUGAUGGUUUAAGGCUAAAGACUCAAUGGCUGGCUCUUACCUGUGCUGUUGAGUUUGCAUCUCUCUCUCUUUCUCACACAAACACACACAAACACACACACAAGCAUUCAGUGGCCUUUUUACAACUGCUGCAAGAGGUUUGAGUUAUUUAUUUUUGCCAUAUACUUCAGAAAGAUAUUAUUUUCUAUGCUUUGAGAAGCUAUAACCAGCGGUACAUAGCAACUGAGUUUAGUUAAUCCAAACAAUACAAUCUUUCUUCAAGUGUCCUUAUAAUGUCGGUGGUUUGUAUCACUCGUUCUGCUUGUGUUGCGUUCUGUUUUGCCUUUUCUGUUUUGCUUUUUUUUUUUGACUCUUGGGUAUCAGGGGACAAGCUAUUCACCACUUAACCCUGAAAGUUACAACCCAUGGUGCAACGGGAGGCGUGUUUGUGUGCCUGCGCACUUGUGUGUGUGUACAGUAUUGUUUUGCCUACUGUGUGUGAAUGGACUGGGGGUGGACGGUGAUUAUGAUGAUGAUGAUUAUGAUGACAACAACGUUUAUUGCUUGUCUUGUAAAAAAAAUUAUAUUGCCUGCGUGCAGAGCAUGAAAUGUGACAAUCUGUUCAUUGACUCCUGCCCUCUUUGUUCGACUCCUCCACCCUUUCCUGUCUUUUCGUUCUCUUCGGUUAGGCCCAGCUCAGAUCCGCUUCAGUGUGCGAGACGCUGAGUUGCGGUUUGGUGUGCGUUCUAUGGGUUACUAAAUGCUUAUGUGCUCACUGUCUCCACCCCUGUGAGAGAGAUUCUGUGAUUUCUGUUCGCCAAAUGUGGCAAGUCUACUCCUCCUUACUUCACCUUUUCAGUGAUUCUGACAUUGCUAUGGAGCACAUGCGUUGAACGUGCAGUUGGCCAAGUCUUUCCCCCUUAAUUAGACCGACUCCUGCUCUAAUACUGAACUGCACAUGUGCAGAAAAAGACUGAAGUUUGGAGUCGAGGGAGGAGACGAGGAUGCCGCUCAUUUUUGCUCCCUUUAACGCUCCUUAUUGGGACUUUGGGUGGUCUUUAAAAGGCCUGUGUCUGUGUAUGGCAGUGUCAUAGGAGGAAAGGAGGAGUGGAGGACUUUCGUACCAGCCUGUUAUUAAACUGUCUCAGAUGUAAAAGAAAAAAAAAAAACAGACUUAACACUACACUGUACUAAAAAUGUGUCAGAUUUUUAAGCUAUUUUUAUAGAGGGGGAAAUUUCACUGUUGUUCGGUACACACGCGUAAAAACUUGUUUUGCAUCCAUAUCGAUAUAACUUUUUGUUUUCUUUUUUUUUUUUAUAAAAGAAUGAAGCUUGCUGAACUGUUAGCCUGAGUAUACAUUGUUGUAAGAGUGUAAAAAUUUACUUAGCCUAAUGGUUUGUUUAACUUCAUUGCCUUAUUAGACUAAACAAACUCAAUUGUAUAACAGUACUCACUGAACAGUAUGCUGCAGGUUUACUCUGCAGCUUUCACAACUACAUGUUUAAUGAUAGUGAAAUUACACCAUAAUACUGUUACCAUCACAUGAUUUGAAAUAUAUGACCACAGGAGAGGAGGAGGAAACUUUCAGUAUCGUGUUUUGUUUGUUCCAGUCUUGCAGGUGUUCUUCGGUUCUUGUGGCGAUUGCAGGCCUGCAUGUAGAGCAAACCGGCUUUAUUUCGCAGAGUGAAACCAUCUGUAAGGUUUUCCUGUUCAUCAGAUGUCCGGCAGUCAGCAGACAGGCAGGCUCUGAAACACGAGCCGCUUUGUAGUUCGCGGCCCUCCUCGCUUCGAGACACAAUGGCCGGUGUAAUCCCACAGGAAUGCACUUUUUUUUUUUUUGUUUGCAUAAUAUGCAUAAUGUCAGAGCAUCGCAAGACAUCUUCCUGACUCGGUCUCUCUCUCCACUGACUCCCUGUGAUUUUACAAUUUGGAGUUGCUCACUUUAAAACUGUGCAUUUUGUAUUUGUAGAAAACACACGAAAAGAACUGCAAUGACUCAACUGUAUGAGCAACCUCUAGGUGGCAACAAUCAGUAAUGCAUUCGAUGCAAAAAAGACAUGCACAGUAGAGACACAUGUUAAUUGUAUGCUAUUACAUCACUCUGCAUUGUUCCUGAUUUUUGUUUUAUUUUGCUGCCUGUUUUAAAAUGUUCUGAUAUAUAUUUCCUUUUCAAAUAUGUUGUCUCUGAACUGCUCUAAUGCUAAAUAUUUAUGCAAAUUCUUGUGCAUUCUGAUUUUUUUUUCUCUUGUCACUAUUUUUUUUAUUUCAUGUUUGAAUAAAGCUUUUAUUCAUUACACCAA
Xyrichtys novacula (pearly razorfish) is the source of this 7946-nucleotide messenger RNA. Lineage: Eukaryota; Metazoa; Chordata; Actinopteri; Labriformes; Labridae. The record is from the annotation of a GenBank genome assembly.